UUUGCUGUUUAGUGAUAGUUUGUUAGCAAUCUGGCGUCGAAAUAGUAUUUUAAUCCGAGUGUUCCAACAUGUCCUCGUGGGAGGAUGUACACGCGGUGAAGGUGAAGCGCAACAGCCUACGUGAGAAGCUCGAGAAGCGCAAGAAAGAACGGCAGGACUUGCUCGGCAACAACAGUCCUAGUGGCACCGGCGGUGUCGCUGGCUUGAUAAAGCUCGAGGCCGGUUCGAGUCUGGGAGAUGACAAGGGUAAACAUCUACUGACCACAAUCAAACUGGAACAUGGAGGAAGUGCGGACAUCGAUGCGGAAGUGGAGAAAUGUUUGGUGCAGGUUCUGGCCGACCAGAGUUUAAUACUGCCCACCAAUUCGGCGCAAAUAACGGAGCGCGUGGAGCGGUCCAUCCAGAAGCCGGUGCAGCGGGACUCGAUCGCGUACUAUUUGCACAAGCUGGCCGGGCAGAACCUGGUCAACAUCAAAGAGGUCAGCAUCGGCGGUACGGUAGGGUAUGAAGUGAUCUCGGUCGAACAUACCAACCUGCAGGCUCUACACAACGACAUGGGCAUGAACCAUGUCCGCAUGGCGUCGGAAGACCGGGAAACCGGGGGGACAAAGCGAAAAGCGGAGAACACCAAGGGGGACGAAACGGGCAAGAUGGCCCGCGGUCCUGGUGGCUCUAGUACAAACUCGUCCGAAUCUUCGUCACUCGGUUGCAAGGCAUCCGACAUUAUGUCGUUACUGUCGCUUCCGUCGACCAGGGAAAAGCAGAGUAAAAAAGUCGGCGAAGAGAUCCUGGAGCUGCUCUCCAAGCCUACCGCCAAGGAGCGCUCGUUGGCGGAAAAGUUCAAAUCUCAGGGCGGCGCACAGGUGAUGGAGUUUUGUCCACACGGCACGCGCGUCGAAUGCAUGCGAUCGAUAGAGGCAACCAACGAGGCCGCGGCCGCAGAAGAACAAAAGCGGAAGGAUGCCGAUGAGGAGGUGGACAAAGAUACGGAUGACGAAGUGACUAUAAUUACGACGGAGGUCGAAGGCUGCAAAAAUGGUGUGCUCGAGGUGAAAAAGGAACCGGAGUCCGGUGAAAAAGUGAAAUACCAAUGUAACAAACUACAUUUCAAGAAGAUCAUACAGAACCACACGGACGAAACGCUGGGUGACUGUAGUUUUUUGAAUACCUGCUUUCACAUGGACACCUGCAAGUACGUCCAUUACGAGGUAGACACUGUCGUUGGCCAAGCGCCCAGUAGCGUGCCUGCCAAGUGCGAACCCACCGACGAGCGGACCGUCGGCCAGAAGCGUCCGAAUACGGACCCUUGCGCCACCCUCUAUCCACCACAGUGGAUCCAGUGCGACCUGCGCUUUCUGGACAUGACCGUGCUGGGGAAGUUUGCGGUCGUGAUGGCCGACCCACCGUGGGACAUUCAUAUGGAGCUUCCGUACGGUACGAUGUCGGACGAUGAAAUGCGACAGCUGGGUGUGCCGGCACUGCAAGAUGACGGGCUUAUCUUCCUUUGGGUAACCGGGCGCGCCAUGGAGCUGGGUCGAGAGUGCUUAAAGCUGUGGGGCUAUGAGCGCGUGGACGAACUGAUCUGGGUGAAAACGAAUCAGCUGCAGCGGAUCAUCCGCACAGGCCGUACCGGGCACUGGUUGAACCACGGAAAGGAGCACUGCCUGGUGGGAAUGAAGGGCAAUCCUCCUAACCUGAACCGCGGACUGGAUUGUGACGUGAUUGUGGCUGAAGUGCGUGCCACCAGUCACAAGCCGGAUGAAAUCUACGGCAUCAUCGAGCGGCUAAGCCCCGGCACGAGAAAGAUCGAGUUGUUCGGGCGACCACACAACGUUCAACCCAAUUGGAUCACUUUGGGCAACCAACUGGAUGGCAUAAGACUGGUGGACCCGGAAUUAAUUAGCUCGUUCCAGAAGCGCUACCCAGACGGUAAUUGUAUGACUCCGGGAAAGAAUCCGUAAUCAGUUAAGCCACAUAAAGAGAAAGAGCGAAAAGAUCCCCUUAACCAACCAGCAGAUAAACUCUACUAGAGCCGAUGCAUUAAAACCAGCGGUUGGUCAAAUGCUCCGUUACGGCAGCCGGUGCUGCAAUAUUCGCUGGCACAAAAUGAAGCAAUAAACGGUUGGCUUAGUAGAGCUUCUAUUGCGAAACAUAUUACAA
Messenger RNA from Anopheles coustani, 2160 nucleotides. It is a transcript of the gene Mettl3, whose product is annotated as N6-adenosine-methyltransferase MT-A70-like protein. Gene Ontology annotation, molecular function: mRNA (2'-O-methyladenosine-N6-)-methyltransferase activity; mRNA m(6)A methyltransferase activity. Lineage: Eukaryota; Metazoa; Arthropoda; Insecta; Diptera; Culicidae. Gene Ontology annotation, cellular component: RNA N6-methyladenosine methyltransferase complex; nucleus. The record is from RefSeq and is a predicted model, not a curated record. The coding region runs from base 69 to 1961 and encodes 630 amino acids. The transcript is spliced from 3 exons.